This is a messenger RNA of Prunus mume (Japanese apricot), 1553 nucleotides long. Its product is annotated as splicing factor Prp18 family protein. NCBI's taxonomy places the organism in Eukaryota, Viridiplantae, Streptophyta, Magnoliopsida, Rosales, Rosaceae. Gene Ontology annotation, cellular component: U4/U6 x U5 tri-snRNP complex; U5 snRNP; U2-type post-spliceosomal complex. Gene Ontology annotation, biological process: generation of catalytic spliceosome for second transesterification step; RNA splicing. The record is from RefSeq and is a predicted model, not a curated record.
CACAAAGUAUUUUAUCAUUUCUCGAUCUAAUUAAUUCAAGAGUAUCGAUUUAUCUUCUUCUUCCCCAAAAUUGAGAGCGAUUGAAACCCUAGAUGGACCUGCUAAAGCAAGAGAUCCUUAAGAAACGGCAGAGACUUGCCGAAGAGACCGGCGGCAAGCGAGUCUUCAAGCGCUCCGAGAUCGAACAAAAGCAAAUCCAGAAGCUUCGGGAACAAGAGAAGCGCGAAUUAGAAGCCAAAGCCCAGCGCCAAGCCACCGCCUCCAACACCACCACCACAGACGGCUCUUCCGCCGCCAAUUCAAACCCUAAUGCCUCCACGACCACUGCCUCCGCCACAACCUCCUCCAACGCCACCACGUCCAAAUCCCUAACGGACGAGCAAAACAUCGACAAGCUCAACCUCCCCAAACAGGAGGUCGUUCGCCGACUCCGGCUCCUCAAGCAGCCGAUCACUCUCUUCGGCGAAGACGAUGACGCCCGGCUCGACCGGUUCAAGUACGUGUUGAAGGCCGGCCUGUUCGAAGUCGAUAGUGACAUGACGGAGGGGCAGACAAACGACUUUCUCCGCGAUAUCGCGGAGCUGAGGAAACGGCAGAAGUCGGGGAUUGUGAGCGAGAGGAAGAGGCAGAAGACGGAGGUUGACGGCGGCGUGGAGGACGGCGACGGUGGCGUCCGCGAAGAGGAUUUGAGUGCCGAUGGAUGCUCGAGCGGGGUCGAUGCUGAUAAGGAUUUGAAGCGAAUGAAGACGAAUUUCGAGGAGUUGUGUGAUGAAGAUAAGAUCUUGGUGUUCUUCAAGAAGUUGUUGAAUGAAUGGAACCAGGAGCUGCGGGAGAUGCCAGAUGCUGAGAGGAGGACUGCUAAGGGGAAGUCCAUGGUUGCCACUUUUAAGCAAUGCGCGCGCUAUCUGCAUCCUUUGUUCAAGUUUUGUAGGAAGAAGAUCCUUCAAGAUGAUAUUCGCCAAGCGUUGAUGGUGGUGGUGCGGUGCUGCAUGAAGCGAGACUACCUAGCUGCAAUGGACCAGUACAUUAAACUAGCUAUUGGGAAUGCACCAUGGCCAAUUGGUGUCACUAUGGUUGGUAUCCAUGAACGUUCAGCUCGCGAGAAGAUCUACACCAACAGUGUGGCUCACAUUAUGAAUGACGAGACAACUCGCAAAUACUUGCAGUCAGUCAAGAGAUUGAUGACCUUUUGCCAACGACGCUACCCAGCCAUGCCUUCAAAAGCUGUUGAGUUCAACAGCUUGGCUAAUGGUAGUGACUUGCAGUCCCUACUAGCGUCGGAGAGGGCCUCUAGCGGAGGAAAUCAGGCCUCGGAGGAAAAGCUUCUGAUAAUGCCUGCUCCAUAGGAGAGCUAGUCAUGUAUACGAUGAUAUUUUGUUGAAUGAUCUCAUGUUCGAAUUUAGAAAGCUUGCUUGUGUCAUUUUAUUUGUGUUAUCCUUCUUUGUUUUCUUGGAAGAAAGAAGCUAACGUGAGGAGCCCAAGCAAUAAGAUUUAUUAGAUUGACAUUAUUUGGGAUGAUAUGAGAGAUACAAAAAGAGAGAAAUUUGGCACAA